Molecule: messenger RNA, 969 nt
Organism: Saccharomyces eubayanus
Lineage: Eukaryota; Fungi; Ascomycota; Saccharomycetes; Saccharomycetales; Saccharomycetaceae
Gene: SNF4
Product: AMP-activated serine/threonine-protein kinase regulatory subunit SNF4
Exons: 1
Coding region: 1-969 (322 amino acids)
Source: RefSeq, a predicted model, not a curated record
AUGAAGCCUGUGCAGGACUCUCAAGAAAAGAUAUCUAUUGAACAGCAAUUGGCUGUAGAAUCAAUCAGAAAGUUCUUGAACUCAAAGACCUCUUACGAUGUGCUACCUGUUUCUUACCGUCUAAUUGUCUUAGACACUUCAUUACUAGUGAAAAAAUCAUUGAAUGUACUUUUGCAAAACAGUAUUGUCUCCGCCCCAUUAUGGGACUCUAAGACGUCAAGAUUUGCUGGGCUACUAACUACCAGUGAUUUUAUCAAUGUAAUUCAAUAUUACUUCUCUAACCCAGACAAGUUUGAAUUAGUGGACAAACUACAAUUAGACGGAUUGAAGGAUAUAGAGCGGGCUCUCGGAGUUGACCAAUUGGAUACAGCUUCCAUUCAUCCAUCUAGACCCUUAUUUGAAGCGUGUCUUAAGAUGCUAGAAUCAAGGAGUGGUAGAAUACCAUUGAUCGACCAAGACGAAGAGACUCAUAGAGAAAUUGUUGUCAGUGUUCUUACCCAAUAUAGAAUCUUGAAGUUUGUUGCUCUGAAUUGUAGAGAGACUCAUUUCCUAAAGAUCCCAAUUGGGGAUUUGAACAUCAUUACACAACAAAAUAUAAAAAGCUGUCAAAUGACAACCCCAGUCAUUGACGUCAUCCAAUUGCUUACUCAAGGCCGCGUUUCUUCUGUCCCUAUCGUCGAUGAAAACGGUUACUUGGUCAACGUAUAUGAAGCAUACGAUGUUCUGGGUUUGAUAAAGGGGGGAAUCUACAACGACUUGUCACUAAGCGUUGGAGAAGCCCUUAUGAGAAGAAGUGACGAUUUCGAAGGUGUCUAUACAUGCACCAAGAACGAUAAACUAUCUACUAUUAUGGAUAACAUCAGAAAGGCAAGAGUUCAUAGAUUUUUUGUAGUCGAUGACAUUGGACGAUUGAUUGGUGUCUUGACGCUAAGCGAUAUCCUCAAAUACAUUCUUCUGGGUAACAACUGA